Messenger RNA from Cryptomeria japonica (Japanese cedar), 1350 nucleotides. RefSeq lists its product as uncharacterized. Gene Ontology annotation, biological process: lipid metabolic process. Lineage: Eukaryota; Viridiplantae; Streptophyta; Pinopsida; Cupressales; Cupressaceae. The coding region runs from base 254 to 1108 and encodes 284 amino acids. Gene Ontology annotation, molecular function: oxidoreductase activity, acting on the CH-CH group of donors. The record is from RefSeq and is a predicted model, not a curated record. The transcript has 2 exons.
AAAAUGACGUUGGAAAAACCGGCACGCAACAGAAUCCUGCACGGAGUGGGCACAGGGCUGCAAACAAAUUAUUGAGUACCUAUUAAUGAUGAUAUGAACAAGUUGGUAGGGCUUCGAUCAUAUCACGUCGCCAUCUGCAACCUUUUUCAUUCAUUCAGUUUGACCGUCUAAUGCCCUGCUGAUUGUCUCUCUCAUAGGCCGAGUAAACAAUUGAACAACGAGACGGAAAAUUUUUACCUUCUGUUCUCUGGCUAUGGCUUCUCAAUUUCUAUUCGAGAGUACUACUCCCUCUUUGUACAUCCAGGUAUUAGAAAAAGUUGUAUUAGUGUCAGGCAUAGUGAUGGGAUUCAUGGAACUCAAGGGCAUUCAUCUCAAGUAUUCGAAAUUCAAUCAAGGGUCUUCCUCAGGGGUCCAGCUAUCCAGCAGAACAGCGAUGCUUAUUUUCUAUCUGCCAUCCUUUCUGAUCGCCGUGUUUUUUCUCUUUUGCAAGUUGCUCUGGGUAAAUGCCAGUAUUUUGCUUGAAAAACUGGGUUUACUGCAGAUCUCGAUUAGUCUGCAGCUACAUCAGGAUGCAGGGCUUAGGUUUAUCAUCUUAGCAACUGCAGUCGCUCUGCAUUUUCUCAAGAGGGUAUUUGAGGUGCUGUUUAUUCAUCAAUACUCUGGAGGAAUAACUAUGAGCACCACCGUUAUUGUAUCCUUUCUCUACAGUUUUAGUUCUGCCAAUCUUCUUUACGCAAUGCAGAUAUCUGAGGGCUUAACAUCGCCAUCCGUGGAUUUGAUGCCGCUAGGAUUGGUCUUGUUUGUGGUGGGCAUAAGUGGGAACCUUUACCACCAUUAUUUGUUGAGUGGGCUUAGAAAGAAGGGGGAGAAGGGAUACGUGCUUCCUAAAGGAGGGUUGUUUGAGUUUGUGGUAUGUCCACAUUACCUUUUCGAGAUUAUUGGCUUCUUAGGAAUUGCCUUCAUCUCCCAGACAGCUUUUGGAUUCUGUCAAUUUAGUUUCGUGUUUUUAUAUCUGCUGGCCCGGAGCUUAUCGACCAGAGAGUGGUAUGUGAAAAAAUUUGAGGGCUUUCCUUCUCACCGAAAGGCUCUAGUACCUUUCAUCAUCUGAUGAGUGACAGAUAUUCAUUCUGAACGAUUUCUAUUGUUAAAGCAGCUAAAUCCCUGAGAAUAGAAUGGAGAAUUCCUUUUAAAGCUCGUAAGGUUUGCCACAAUGGACACUUAACUGUGUUUAGGUCAUAUGGUAGGCCUGUAAAAUAAAAGUGCUUACAAGUUAUAACACAUAAAUAUUUGAUUAAACAUGGAAAUCUUAUUUUCAAAAUUAGUAAAAUACUAGAAGAGACUUAUGCGCCA